Molecule: messenger RNA, 1523 nt
Organism: Oryzias latipes (Japanese medaka)
Lineage: Eukaryota; Metazoa; Chordata; Actinopteri; Beloniformes; Adrianichthyidae
Gene: dnajb9a
Product: DnaJ heat shock protein family (Hsp40) member B9a
Biological process (GO): ERAD pathway
Cellular component (GO): endoplasmic reticulum
Molecular function (GO): misfolded protein binding; protein-folding chaperone binding
Source: RefSeq, a predicted model, not a curated record
UGAGAGUCGUGGUGUUACGGCUCUGGAAUGCAUUUCGUCAGUCCCCGCUAGCUUUCGUUUCGCAUCAGCUGGAGCUUUUGGCGGCUGACAGAGCUAUCAUUCGGUCUGUUUGUCAUCUCUUUUACAGGAAAAGAGGGUCAAAAGCACCGAUAUGGCUCCAGCUCAGUCGGUGUUUCUGUUAGCCGUACAUGUCCUGCUCAUAUCCGAGUUCAUCCUGGCAAAGAGGGACUACUAUGAUAUUCUGGGGGUCCCCAAAGAUGCCACGGAGCGCCAUAUCAAAAAGGCUUUCCACAAACUGGCUCUGAAGUACCACCCCGACCGGAACAAGGGCCCAGACGCGGAGGCAAAGUUCAGAGAAAUAGCAGAGGCAUAUGAAACGCUUUCGGAUGACAAGAGAAGAAGAGAGUACGAUCAGUUCGGCCACAGCGCGUCCUCGACAGACGGCCCCGGAGGAGAAGGAAGCGGCCACUAUAACUUCAAACAGCACUACCAAUCCUUCAACUUCGACGACAUUUUCAAAGACUUUGACGCCUUCGGCCAGCAGCGACACCAACACCACUUCCACUCCCACAACCAGGCGCACCAGAAAAGACAGUUCGACGGCCACUUCCAGGCCCACCGAGAGGCCAUGAACAAGCAGCGGCGGGUGUUUCAGCACUCCAGCUUCGGGGGCGGGGUCUUCGACGACAUGUUCGAGGACUUGGAGAAGAUGUUCUCCUUCAACGGGCACGCCUCCAGGACUGACGGCAGGUUUCAGGGCUCGGCGAAGCAGCACUGCAGGACGGUGACUCAGCGCAGGGGGAACAUGGUGACCACGUUCACCGACUGCUCCUGAGGGGACGGCUGAAUGCUAAUUUAUCACUUUGUGGACAAUACCGGGGUAGGACCCACCCACUCUGCAAACCAGCGGAAGCAAGUUUUACAAAUAGAUGUUUUGGAAAUGAUUUCUUUUUUUUUUGUUCUAUCCACGCUGGCCUGAAAAAUGACAACUUGAAAGCAAUAUUGUUGCUCCUAGCAUAAAAAAAGAGUGCCAGGAUCAUUGAGGUCAUUGAUAAACUUUGAUUCAUCUUUAUUUUUGUGAUGGUACGAUCCAAAAGACUUGGCUCAUUUUCUCUUUUGAGGAUAGUGAAGCCAUGAGUCUUCAUUAUGUAACCUUUAGUUCUGCUAUUAUCACCUGCAAACCCCCCCCUCCCUUUUUUUUGCCAAUUUGAAGGAGCAGCCGUGACAGUUUUUUAGUUUGAAAAAAGAUCUGAUGUGAAAGAGGCACAAGUCGUCACUGUUUCCUCCAUUUGAAUUCUCCAGAGGAAGUUUAUCGGUUCAUGCUAAGCUGUUCUUUGUCCGACAAUAAGAAAAUAUGCUUGCCAGUGAAGCUAAAUGGUCUGAAAAGUUUCCAAACGGAUCAAAAUGUGCAAUAUGUUGCCUAUCAUUCAAGACAAUGCUGUCAUUGUCUUACGUCUGCACUUUACGUACGUGUGUGUGUGUGCUGUUAAUAAACUGCAUCCUUUUUGAGUGAUAUAAAAAAA